AAGCUCUGUCUCCAUGUUUUGUUCACAGGGUCCGGGUAGAGAGAGCAGAGUCACCUGUACCCAGCUGUCUGUCUAUGAAGAGUGACCGUUCAAUGUAUCGUCCAUACAACUUCAGAGGAGAGUUCACAGGUGAUCAAAGGGUCCGGGUAAAGAGGGCAGGGUCACCUGUACCCAGCUGUCUGUCUAUGAAGAGUGACCGUUCAAUGCAUCGUCCAGACAACUUCAGAGGAGAGUUCACGGGUGAUCAAAGGGUCCAGGUAAAGAAGGCAGAAUCACCUGUAUCCAGCUGUCUGUCUAUGAAGAGUGAUCAUUCAAUGCAUUUUCCAAACUUCAGAGGAGAGUUCACAGGUGAUCAAAGGAUCCACUGCUCACAGGCGUCCAACCAUAUUGUAGAGAGGAGUUCAGAGAAACUGUUGUCAAAACAGUCUCUCCUGCGCACUCUGAUGAAGCUGAAGAAGACUGAAAAGUUGAAACUGUUUCAGAGCCAUCUGAGUCAGGGUUGCCCAGAAUGCCUUAAUAGUAGAAGAACAGAAGAUCCUUCUGUACUGGAUCCGUUUAUGAAGAUGAAGGAAUUGUUCAAGAGUCAUCAAAUUGCUGAUUACCCAGAAUGCACUGAGAGAGGGCAGGAGGAUCCUGAGGCCCUGUACAUAGUUGAGAAGAUGCUGGAGACCUGUGGCAUUGAGAGGUCUCUGAAGAUCACACUCCAUAUCCUGAGGACCAUGAAGAAGAAGGAUGUCACUGACCCACUGGAGAGAGAUGAGCAGCACAAUGAAUUCAAAGAAAGAGCCCAGCAGGCACUGAAAACUCAUCUGAAGAAGAGGUUUGAAUGCAUAUUUGAAGGUUUAGCAAAGCAGGGCCACCAGACCCUCCUCAAUGAGAUCUAUACAGAGCUCUACAUCACAGAGGGGGGAAGUAGGGGGGUCAAUGAUGAACAUGAGAUCAGACAGAUUGAGAUAGCAUCGAAGAGACAAACCACACAUGAGACUGCAAUCAUCUGCAAUGACAUAUUUAAGCCUUCACCUGGACAAGAGAAACCAAUCAGAACUGUGCUUACAAAGGGCAUCGCUGGCAUUGGGAAAACCGUCUCUGUGCAGAAGUUCAUUCUGGACUGGGCAGAUGGAAAAGCCAAUCAGGACAUUGAUUUCAUCUUCACUCUUCCUUUCCGAGAUCUGAAUCUGAAAAAGGAGAGAGAAUUUAGUCUCAUGAAACUUCUGCAGCAAUACUAUCCACAACUGAAAGAGAUCAAAAGUUUUGAAGGUGAUGAAGUCAAAGUUGUGUUCAUCUUUGAUGGUCUGGAUGAGUGUCGACUUCCUCUAAAUUUCCAAAGCAAUGAGAUUUGCUGUGAUAUAACAGAGUCAUCAUCAGUGGAUGUGCUGCUGACCAACCUCAUUAAGGGGAAUCUGCUUCCCUCUGCCCUCCUCUGGAUCACCUCCCGACCAGCAGCAGCCAAUCAGAUCCCUCCUGAGUGCGUCCACCAGGUGACAGAGGUACGAGGAUUCAAUGACCCACAGAAGGAGGAGUACUUCACGAAGAGAAUCAGAGAUCAGAACAAGGCCAGCAGAAUUAUCUCACACAUAAAGUCAUCCAGGAGUCUCUACAUCAUGUGUCACAUACCAGUCUUCUGCUGGAUUUCUGCUACUGUUCUGGAGACAAUGUUGGAUAAAGUGAGUGGAGACCUGCCCAAAACUCUGACUGAAAUGUACACACACUUCCUGCUCAUUCAGACUAAUGUGAAGAAUGAGAAGUAUCAUGGCACCAAUGAGACAACCCCAAAGAAAAUGUCAGCAUCAAAUACAGAAAUCAUCCUGAAACUGGGGCAGCUGGCUUUACUACAGCUGUUAAAGGGCAAUCUGAUAUUCUAUGAAGAGGACCUGAGAGAGAUGGGCAUUGAUGUCAGUGAAGCUUCAGUGUACUCUGGGGUGUGCACAGAGAUCUUUAAAGAGGAGUGUGGGUUGGGUGAGGAGAAGGUCUACUGCUUUGUGCAUCUGAGCAUUCAGGAGUAUCUGGCUGCCUUGUUUGUGUUUCAUUCAUGUGUGAAUGGGAACAGAAAUGUACUCAGAGCAAUAGAAUCAAAAUGUCGCAGUGACAGAGUGCAGCUGUCUGAGUUACACAGGACUGCAGUGGAUCAGGCCUUAGCGAGUAAGAAUGGACACCUGGACCUUUUCCUCAGAUUCCUUCUAGGCCUCUCUGUGGACUCCAUUCAGACUCUAUUAGGAGGAAUACUGACAAAGACAGGAAGCAGUUCAAAGAGCAUUAAGGAAACAGUCCAGUACAUUAGGACAAAGAUCGAAGAUGAAUCUUCAGCAGAAAGGAUCAUCAAUCUGUUCCACUGUCUCAAUGAACUGAAUGACAACUCUCUAGUGGAGGAAAUCAAGAAUUUCCAGAGAUCAGGAAAACUCUCUAAUGAAAAGCUGGAACCACACCAAUGUUCAGCCCUGGCCUUUGUGUUACUGAUGUCAGAGGAGGUCCUAGAUGAGUUUGACUUGAAGACCUACAACACAUCAGCAGCAGGUCAUCAGAGACUGCUACCAGUACUCAGGAACUGCAGGAAGGCCAUGUGAGUAUUAUGUAAUUAUUAAAGUAGAUAAUGACAGCAUGUUUUUAUAAACACUUCAUAGUUAAAGUGAAAAUAGAAUACAAUAAAAUUGUCAGGCAAGUGAGAAUUAUGAUUUUUGAGUCAAGCUAUUUUAACAGAUUGUGCCCUCAUUUAAUGAAUACAGAAGUACCAUCAAAUGUAAAAAAUGUAUCCAACAUGUAAAAUGUAUUUUAUUAGAUUUAAUUUAGGCUACAUAUUAUCAUUAAAGAUACCAGUUAUUAAAUACAUCAUGAAUUCCUUGUUAGGCAAACCAAUGUGAUGGAUCAAUAAUGGUCCAAACAUACAAAUCGCAGAUUUAAAUGAAGAGAGGGUAUAGUAUGUUACAGUAUUAAGAUGAACGUAUUCCCUAUCAAAUAAAAAAAUACAAGCUACACUUCCUUUACACAAAAUUAGAGAGACAUGGAAAAUAAAUAAUAUAAUUGUGAAAAAAAUGAAUGAAAGGUACCGCAGAACCACAGCUUGUCUGUCCCACUGUGACCCAGGAUGGUAAAAUAAGCAGCUAAAAAAUCAAGACCAGAGAUCCAAGACUGUGAUCAAAAAAGACCAAGGCAGAGCUGAGAAGCAAGGCAAAUGGCACAAGAUCAAAGGCUCACUUUUGCUUUACAGGCCAACACUUUAUUUCGAUUUUUUUAAUUUUGUAUAGCGCUUUUAACAAAGGAUCUUUUUCACAAAGCAGCUUUACAGAGAACCGGCCCCAAAAGAGUACGCCUAGGGCAACAGUGGCAAGGAAAAACUCCCUGACUGAUAACAGGAAGAAACCUUGAGCAGAACCGGACUCAGAGGGGGAACCCAUCUGCCGCGGGCAGGCACCUGUUUGUUAUGGAAAAUCCACAGUGGCAGGAGGCGGGGGUGCCCAGCUGCUCAGCGAACUUGGGCUAGAGCUCCGGGCAGGUGCCCAGAGCCGAGGAAAACUAGAAAAAAAACGUUGUUAGGGGGUUCAAAUGGUAGAAUAGCAAGCAGAGCAGAAGAAACAGAGGUGCCCACGUGCGAUAAGGAAAACCCCGGCAGAAUAAGGCUAUGGCAGCAUAGCUAAGGGAAACAGAGGCAGGGGCCAACGCAGCCAUGAGGGCAGGCUUGAGACAGUCAUCACCAGACCAUGACCAGUUCAGCUUAACACAGCACUACCAAUGAUGAUCCAGUGACAGCACUAACCGCUCAGUCUACCAGAGACUCUAUAACUAUGCUCGCCACCCACUCCUGCCCCUCAAAUAUAAGAGAGACUAAAAAUAUCUGUUUUGAGCCUAGCUUUAAAUAAGGUGAUAGUGUCUGUGCCCCGAACAUGGGCAGGCAACUUAUUCCACAGGAGAGGAGCACGAUAGGAGAAGGCUCUACCACCUAUGGUACUUUUAGAUAUUCUAGGAAUAACAAGGAGGCCUGCACCCUGUGAACAGAGCGUUCGUGAGGGAAUAUAAGGAAGAAGUAAAUAAUUUAAGUGCAAAGGGGCAAGCCUAUGUAAGGCUUUAAAGGUAAGAAGUAGUAUCUUGUAGUCUAUUCGGAAUUUAACUGGCAACCAGUGAAGCGAUGCUAACACUGGGCUGAUGUGCUCAAAUCUCCUUGUUCUAGUGAGAAUACAAGCUGCUGCAUUUUGAAUUAGCUGGAGCCCUUCAGAGAAGAAUUUGCACAUCCAGACAAGACAAGAGCAUUGCAGUAAUCUAAUCUUGAAGUAGCAAAAGCAUGAACUAGCUUUUCUGCAUCAUGUAAGGACAGUAUUUUCUGAAUUUUUGAGAUGUUUCUCAAGUGAUAAUAAGCAACCCUGAACCAAGAGAGUGCCUGUCCAAGGAGGCCUACAAGAUUUUCAAGUCUAUCCGGAAGGAUGAGGUGAUCAACUGUGUCAAAUACCGCACUUAAGCCUAAAAGCACAGGUACAGAGAUGCAGCCAUGGUCGGAAGCGAGGACUAGGUCAUUGAGUACUUUGACCAGGGCUGUUUCAGUGCUGUGAGAGGGUCCAAAACCAGAUUGAAAAACUUCCAAUAUAUGAUUGGAGUGCAAAAAUGAACCAAGUUGUUUUGAAAUGGCCCUUUCUAGUAUUUUAGAAAGAAAGGGAGGUUCGAGAUAAGCCUGUAGUUAGACAGGUCAUUCACAUCCAGGUUUGGCUUCUUAAGAAGGGGUUUGAUGGCUGCAAGUUUAAGAGUCUGUGGUAUGUGUCCAGAUGCUAAAGACACAUUGACAAUAUGUAACAUUGGUGUUCCAAUCACUGGUAAUAGCUCCUUGAAAAGCUUCGUAGGGAUAGGGUCUAGAAGACAAGUAGAAGAUUUUUAGGAAUUAACUAUGGCAUUAAACUCCAUGAGAUCUAUUGGAGCAAAAGAGUUCAGAUAGGCCGCCCGUCUUUCUGAAGAUUCUUCUGAAGAUUCUGCAUCCAUGCGUUGAGCGGAUGGAAGGGCAGACCCUAUAUGAGGGGUGGUAGGAGAACUUUGAAUCUUGCCCCUGAUUUUUAUAGCCUAAUUUUGUCAUCAAAGAAAUUCAUGAAGUCAUUGCUACUAAAUGAUAUUGAGGCACAUGGAUCAACUUGAUUCUUGGUCAGCCUGGCAACAGUGUUAAACAGGUGCCUAGGAUUGUUUCUAUUUUCAUCUAUUAAAGUAGAGAAGUAUGAGGAACGUGCUGUGGAGAGGGCAUGUUUAUAAGUUAGUAGACUGUCUUUCCAGUCCUGGAGGAAUACCUGCAAUUUAGUAGAACGCCAUUUGCGCUCAAGUUGGCAUGAAGCUUGUUGGAGAGCACGAGUAUGGUCAUUGUACCAGGGUGCUAAUUUCUUAUAGCGGACUUUCCUCUUCUUAAGAGGUGCGAUAGUAUCCAGGGUUCUGGAAAGUACGUAAUUUAUGUUGUCUGUCAGCUGAUCAAUUGAGCUAAUGCUUGCAUUUUUGUAUGUGUUUGGGUGGGAGCCAAGAAAAUCCCCACAGUGCACAAAUGA
Messenger RNA from Anguilla rostrata (American eel), 5501 nucleotides. Its product is annotated as protein NLRC3-like. The transcript has 6 exons. Gene Ontology annotation, biological process: intracellular signal transduction. The record is from RefSeq and is a predicted model, not a curated record. The coding region runs from base 75 to 2561 and encodes 828 amino acids. NCBI's taxonomy places the organism in Eukaryota, Metazoa, Chordata, Actinopteri, Anguilliformes, Anguillidae.